This is a messenger RNA of Verticillium dahliae VdLs.17, 615 nucleotides long. Its product is annotated as ADP-ribose pyrophosphatase. Gene Ontology annotation, cellular component: cytosol; nucleus. Gene Ontology annotation, molecular function: ADP-ribose diphosphatase activity. Gene Ontology annotation, biological process: ribose phosphate metabolic process; nucleoside phosphate metabolic process. Lineage: Eukaryota; Fungi; Ascomycota; Sordariomycetes; Glomerellales; Plectosphaerellaceae. The record is from RefSeq and is a predicted model, not a curated record. The transcript has 3 exons. Bases 1 to 615 code for a protein of 204 amino acids.
AUGGCUUCCCAAGAAGCAAAAGUGCUGUCCACCGAGCCUCUGCCCGAAGCGGAAGCCGCCUGGAUCAAGCUCACAAAGCUCACCUACCGAGACCCGGCCGGCCAGACCCGAACAUGGGAGUCGGCCGAACGGCGCACGCGGCCCAGCGGCAGCGACAUUGACGCCGUCGGCAUCGUCGCCAUCAUGCAGAGGCCCGCCGGCCCGGAGAUUGUCCUGCAGAAGCAGUACCGCCCGCCCAUCGACGCCGUCUCCAUCGAGGUGCCCGCCGGCCUUGUCGAUGCCGGCGAGACGGCCGAGCAGGCGGCGGUCAGGGAGCUCAGGGAGGAGACGGGCUUUGUCGGCGUUGUGGACGAGACGUCGCCCGUCAUGUUCAACGAUCCUGGCUUCUGCAACACCAACACCAAGAUGGUGCACGUCACCAUCGACAUGUCGCUCCCCGAGAACCAGAACCCCGUGCCGCAGCUGGAGGAGAGCGAGUUCAUCGACGUCUUCACGGCGCCGCUGUCGACCCUCUGGGACGAGUGCAAGAGGCUCGAGGCCGAGGGGUACGCCAUUGACGCCCGCGUCGGGACCCUGGCCGAGGGCAUCGAGCUGGCCAAGGCGUGGAGGCUGUAG